CCCACAUAUAAAAGUGACGACCGCGAGCGCCAACUGAUUCAGUAUUUUUUUCUCUCGCCUACAGUUCGCUUCGAAAACUUAUUUUCAACAAACAAUCAAAUCAAAAUGAGUUCCGCAGAGUACUACCCAUUCAAGUGCACACCCACUGUCUACCCGGCGGAUCCCUUCGAUCCCGUUGAGGAUGCUGCCAUUCUGCGCAAGGCCAUGAAGGGUUUUGGCACUGAUGAGAAGGCCAUUAUUGAGAUCCUCGCCCGUCGCGGCAUUGUGCAGCGUCUGGAGAUUGCAGAGGCCUUUAAGACCGCGUACGGCAAGGAUCUGAUUUCGGACCUCAAGUCGGAGCUGGGCGGCAAGUUCGAGGAUGUGAUUGUGGCGCUGAUGACACCGCUGCCACAGUUCUAUGCCAAGGAGCUGAACGACGCCAUCUCUGGCUUGGGCACCGAUGAGGAGGCCAUCAUUGAGAUCCUCUGCACCCUGUCCAACUAUGGCAUCAAGACCAUUGCCCAGUUCUACGAGCAGAGCUUUGGCAAGCCCCUGGAGUCGGACCUGAAGGGCGACACCAGCGGACACUUCAAGCGCCUCUGUGUGUCCCUCGUCCAGGGCAAUCGUGACGAGAACCAGGGCGUCGAUGAGGCUGCGGCCAUCGCCGAUGCUCAGGCUCUGCACGACGCCGGCGAGGGACAGUGGGGCACUGAUGAGUCCACCUUCAACUCGAUCCUCAUCACCCGCUCGUACCAGCAGCUGCGUCAGAUCUUCCUCGAAUACGAGAAUUUGUCCGGCAACGAUAUCGAGAAGGCCAUCAAGCGGGAGUUCAGUGGCUCAGUGGAGAAGGGUUUCCUUGCCAUUGUCAAGUGCUGCAAGUCCAAGAUCGAUUACUUCUCGGAGCGCCUGCACGAUUCCAUGGCUGGCAUGGGCACCAAGGACAAGACGCUGAUUCGCAUCGUUGUCAGCCGCUCGGAGAUCGAUCUGGGUGACAUUAAAGAGGCAUUCCAGAACAAGUACGGCAAGAGCCUGGAGUCGUGGAUCAAGGAGGAUGCUGAGACCGAUAUUGGAUAUGUGCUAGUCACACUAGCGGCUUGGUAGAGCGGAUCCAGCCAGCAUACAGAUAUAUACAUGCAGAUUUAAACCCUCCCCCACCCAACUGCUAAAAUAGAAAAUGCCAAAAAAAAACAGAACAAAAAAAUGUUGCAUUUUGAAGAAAAAAAAAAGAAUGAAAUUAAUUAUGUAGUUCUCUAAUUCCAAUUGUAAUUCUA
Messenger RNA from Drosophila guanche, 1250 nucleotides. Its product is annotated as annexin B9. Gene Ontology annotation, cellular component: cytoplasm. NCBI's taxonomy places the organism in Eukaryota, Metazoa, Arthropoda, Insecta, Diptera, Drosophilidae. The coding region runs from base 106 to 1080 and encodes 324 amino acids. The record is from RefSeq and is a predicted model, not a curated record. The transcript is spliced from 5 exons. Gene Ontology annotation, molecular function: calcium-dependent phospholipid binding; calcium ion binding.